Fraxinus pennsylvanica is the source of this 330-nucleotide messenger RNA. NCBI's taxonomy places the organism in Eukaryota, Viridiplantae, Streptophyta, Magnoliopsida, Lamiales, Oleaceae. The record is from the annotation of a GenBank genome assembly.
AUGUCAUCGUUUGAUUCAUUGGACGCGUUUUUAUUGGCUGCUAGCAGAGCUUGUUGUAGUCCCCUCGCAAUUUUUAUUCAGAUCCAGGGAUUUUUUAUUUGCUUGGCUCUUGCCCUUGGAUGGGCUUUGGCUGCUUAUGUCAGGCUUAGAGAGAUAAGACAGAUGAAGUAUAGUAGUGAGGGCACUGGUUUGAGACCACUCGUGGAGAGAUCAUGUACUCAGUUGAUUAGAAUUCUUGGAAACCAUUCUGUUGAUGUGAUUGCACGAGGAGAAGUAGAGGAGGAUACAGUUCAGAAUCCUGACCUAGAAGUAGGCCCUUUUUGGCAGUAG